Messenger RNA from Toxotes jaculatrix (banded archerfish), 6688 nucleotides. RefSeq lists its product as uncharacterized. Lineage: Eukaryota; Metazoa; Chordata; Actinopteri; Toxotidae. The transcript has 45 exons. The record is from RefSeq and is a predicted model, not a curated record.
AUGUGUGACGUGUACAGGGUUUCGUCCUCUGUCAGAGUGGAGCAGAUGGAGGCAGAGCUGUCGCAUCAACUCUCAGAGCUCAGGGCGGAAAUUGAGCAGAAUGGAUUUCCACAUGGAGCAGGGACUUCCAGACCGUACAGCUCUGUUCUGCCUCCAAAAGAUAUUUCCUUCUUCCGUGUGGAGAGAGAACACGCACUGAGGAGAGGGCUUCAGGUGGCCGAAGCUUUGCCAGUUCAAUCUCAGGCUGACGUGAUGCAGAGAGAGCUGGAGAGUUGCUUGAGUCUUGAGUACACACCUGAGAGUCUACCUCCUCUCCUGCACCAGUUUUAUACGGACAGAUCAUAUAACUUGGCUCAGAUCAAAUAUCUGCUCAUGCUGAGAUGGAGGAGAUUUUGCCGCCACACCAGCGUCAUUGAGAAGCUUUAUCCUUAUUACAAGGAUCAGGUGUCAUAUUUGACGAGUGAGUACGAGGACGCUGUUCAGAGAGCUCGCAGACUGUCAGCGAGCAGAGAGAAGAUCCUGACCGGCCGAGGAAAUCCGGCCAACCUGCUCACUCAGGACGAUGUGGCUGUCUACCUCCGGUGGCUGGUCUGCCACCUGCACUCUGUUCAGACCAUUCACAGCUUCCUCAGGGUGCUGCAUUAUAUACCAGCUUGUGAAAGGGAAGAUAAAGAAUUUCAGCCAACCAUCACAAAGGCAAAGGAUCAACAUGUUGAUGGAGUUUCAGGACAAGCAGAAACUGUUCCCCUGCUCUCUGUUCACCUGGAGGCGUUCCUACCUGAGCUGCAGUCACUAAUCACCUACUUCCACCUGCCAUACGACACUGGAAAACUCAGGACCACUGCAGAUGAGAUGGAGUUUUUCAGCACGGUGUGGAGGGAGUUCAGAACAAUCUUCAGGCGACAAGAGCAGAUGAAAACAUUUCCUCAGUACGAUGGUACGGAGGCCGCAGAGAGCCAGUGGGGGAGGAAAAGCGCGAGCAUGGCUCUGAGGAAGGAGGCCAACUGGAUCCCUUUCAUUCAGGUGAAGCCCAGACGGGAUCCAUGGCAACAGAAACUUGUCAUGAACCUUAAGGAAAAGAAAUCUGUGGACGAGCUGCUGAGGAUGCACUGCAGGUUUCUUCAGGUUCCUGAUCUGCUCCACGUAGCUGCAGCUCUAAAAGACCACAGCGCUCAUGUUAGUGAUUCACAAUCUACAUCGCCCUCAUCCGUCUCACACAGCAGUAAAACAAGACGACAAAAGGUCUCCGAGAUCUGGACGAGUAUUUACAACGCUGCAAGUUUAACUCAGGCACGUAUCAUCCGGUUUUCAGCUCAGAGAGAUGGGAAUGACGUCCUUGUUUUCCUCAGUUCUGCCAAAAUGUUAAAUGUGACAUUUGUAUUGUUAGGAAACACACAGUUACUCCUCCACAUCCAGAGGGAGAGGAGGCACCACCAAAAGGAGUUUGAAGACUACUGUUUCGAGGACAGCCUGCAGCUUCUGGGUCUGGAUGACAGUUUAGAGGAAGGAACGUCAGAUCCCGUCGUAACCAGGGGCGCUUACCUGUCCCUGAUUUACCUGCGUCACCUCAAACUUAGAGAGCUCCAGCGUGUGUCUCUGGGGAUGCUGAACUACCUGCGCUCUCUGGAGAGGACUUUAACCUUUGACCUGGCGGGUCUGCGGCUGGAAGAAGGACAGCUGUGCAGCACAGCGGAGGACACAGCCUGGAUGAAUGCAGCCAGAGGAGGAAGAGGGGAGGCGGGAGGUCUCGGCUCGCUCCAAUACAGCAACAACUCUCCUGUGGACUACAAGGUUCACUGCUCAGAGUUUAUGGAGUUUGCAGAGGUGGAGAAUCUUCAUGAUUUUUACAGCACUGAGGAGCGUUUCGUCCACACUCAGGACCAGAGAGGGUUUUACAUCGUGUACGAUGCUGCUCUGAAGGACCUGGACACGCUGGAGAAUGAGCUUCUUCUAGUCGGCUCACAUUUCGUCCAGAGGAGGAGGACAGAGAAAAUGGGAAAAGCUCAGGAAGCAUCGGCCUCGACGGCAGACAUCCACUCCUGGGCCGGAACAGAUGUGGACCGAGUUGCAGUGCUUCUGGACUUGUGGACGUGUGAAGCAGAGUUUUUGGAAAGCAAAGUACAGCUCAUGGAUUGUUACUGCGAAGCCUACCAGCAUGCAGCAGGGGCUGAGGAGAGGUUUGCGCUGGCCCAAGUUAUCACUGACAUCAUGCACAGCAGACCACAGCUGGACCUGAACCAGGAUUACUUUGUUCAGGCCUACAGAGCUGAGAUAGACUGCCUGCGAAGUCACCAGCUGCUGAUCAAAGGCGUUCUGGAUAAUCAGAUUGAAAAACAGCGGCAGUACCUCCAACGCAUCUGGAGAGACGAUCGUAAAGGCUCCCUUCAGGACUACGGCCUUCCGCUGAACUACGUUCCCAAACACAGGGUCUCACUUGGAGGCAGCAGCCCCGCGCUGAUGAGCGUAUUCCUCCUGGAGGUUCACCCAUCCCUCUGCCUGGCCUCUGCAGUCUAUCACAGUUUAGUCCAGGCUCACACGGAGCUCUGUCAGCUGCACCGAGCCACGAGCGUCUCUGACAAACUCACCCUGCAGCAGAAGUUCCUGCAGCAGGCCCUGCAGAGCUGGAACAACCUGGUUUCACUUGGAGCCUCCUACAGCUCCCAGAUACAGAAGGAUUUGUUCUCUGAUGUGUUUGUCGAGGACCCAAUUUUGGUCCAAAAGGUGGGACUGUCAUUAGUGAAAUCUGCAGAGGAGAAGGACAUGAAGCAGGGACGAGAGAAACGGUCGUAUUCAGUGGAAACUUUCUCCAAGCUGCUGGAGCUCGUCACCAUCCGCCAUCGACUGCUGGAGUCAGCCUCUGAGACGGCACACCUGGCACAGUUGUACAGAAACGUGGCCUCAGAGCUCAGCUUCAAUGAGUUCCACCUGUAUCUGAGGCCGGUGCAGUUUGAGGUCGCUGAACCGAAAGACCAAACAGAGCAGAGGCCUGUUUUUAUCACAUCGGUGCUGGAGGAUGACACUUCGGUGGACAGGUUCACCCCGUCCCACCUGCCUCUGACUAUCCAGGAACUGGACGAGAACCAGCUCGGGAGGUUUAGCUUCGGCUCAGAGGAGGCACUCAUUCACCUUAUGAACAAAGAGAGUAUCGAGAACCUCCAGGUGACUCUGGCCUGUCAGGUCACACAGAAGAACGCCUUGAUCAGUGCUGUGAAAGUGGCUUGUCUCUGCUAUUGGGCAGAAAGUGUGACAUCGUCAGCUGAGGGCAAAGAAGCCCCUCAUUCUGAUAAAGAUGUUCGGUCCGACUCCAAACUUGGAAGCGCCACUGACAGCCUGCAGGAAAAAUCAAGCUCUUUGCCCACCACGAGAACUCCCACCACCACCAAGGACAGGCUGAUGGAAGCCUUUGUGUCCAUCCAGCUGGAAAAAGUGGGUCUGCGUGAUGAGAUGCUGAAUUCAUUUGUGAAGAAGAAGCAGGCCGUGGGGGAUCUGAUAAAAACCCCAGAGGAAGCAGCAAAGAUCAAAAGGAGCCUCAUAAUCGACUUUCUCAGGAAAUUCAACACAAAGAUAUCUCAGUAUUGUGUGAGAGCGCAGAUUGUUGCGUAUUACUACAGUCUAACCUCUCUUUUGGACGACAUCCCUUCCGUCCGUCAGUCCCACUUCAUGACUGGACAAACCAGCCAGCCCAAAGUCAUUUCGGAUUCAGGAGCUGACCUUUGCCCUGACCCCAGCACCUUUCAGGUGCCGCAGUUGUUGUCUGCUGACGGCAAAACUCUCCUUAACCUGUGGGUCAUCCCUCACGUCUCUGAAGUGCGUCACAUGUUCAAGACGCUGGAAGUUUCGGCCUGUGCCACAGCUCUCCAUCACACUCUGCAGAUAGUUUCAGCUCUUCAUGACAUUAUUUAUUACCUGGUGAGUUUCUUCAGACUUGGAAACACUGAAAACGCCACGAGAGGCCACGGGGCACCGGGUUCACAUCGCGUGGCUGACUGGGGAGGCACUGAGGGCAUCGGAGCAGAGCUGCUGGAGAUCCAGCGACAGGUUGACUGUCUGCCUGAUCCCAGCAGCCCGGAGUCUGUGGGUCGUCUGCUGCAGCUGCGCAGGCAGGUCCUCCUGUUGCAGUUUGACACUGCUGUCAGACACCUCAUCAGAGAGGCCUUCCUGUCUUCUGGUGAUGUUGCUUCUUACCAGACUGUGAGUGACAACAUGACGACGGCUCUCCCUCUGCUGAGUGACAGCAUUCAGACCAACGUGUUCAGUCUCACGCUGCCUGUUCCUUCACCUCUGGAGACUCGAGGCUGUCAGGCACAGAGGAUGUAUUCAUGGAGAAGUUUCAUUGCCUGUCAUGGAUUGUUCCCUCUGCAUGUCUGGGACAUACCAUCCAUCGAAUACUGCAUGCAGCUGUGUCUGAGCGGUCUGAGUGGCUGCAGCAGACUGCAGGCCAAUGCGGCGAUCCUCGGAGUGUCGCUGCUCAUGGAGGACGUCCUGAACAGUGGACGAGACGCAGCGCCCGUUCGUCUCCAUGGCAACAAAGAUGACACUCUGCAGGACGGAAAACCUAAUGAAGUAAGAGACUGUUUUUAAGAGAAUAAAAGCUGCUCAGAAGCUGAGGUAGAAGAGAAGAAGACUUGUGCGACAAACUCCACUCCUCCUCCUCAGGAUCCGGUCCGAGUCCAGUCUGUGCUGAAAGGCUUCCUCCUGCUGACGAAGCAGCUUCAGGUCUUCAAGGAGAGCUGGGCUCUGAGAUGUCUGGGCCCUGAGACAUUCAGCACGCCCAGUUUGUAUCAGCAGUUUGUGAAACUCUACAGAGCUGAAAUCUUUUACCCCAGUAUGAAAGCUCUGGCUCAACAAAUGGGUAAAGAACGUGACUACGAGGUCUUGAUUUCUGGCAGUCAGUCUCUCCUGCCCCCUCCUGGAGCUUCAGAGGUUGAUGUGAAAGCCUGGCAGCUACACAGGCUGCUGGAGAGCACAGAGUGUGACAUGAUCAAGGCAGUGCAGAGGAAGAUCAACAGAGACCUGAGCCUGGUGGUUUCAGAGCGCACUCGGCAGGAUACUCGCCUCCCAACAGAACUGUGGAAAAAAGCCCAGCUCAAGCACAUUUUGUCCCCUGAGCGGCCGCAGAUUGUGGAGACGUUCAUCCAGCAGCUGAUGGAAGGAGCUGAGCAGGUGGAGGGACAGGUACUGAAGGUCUCUCAGGAUCAUCUCCAGCAGUGUUUCACUCAGCUCGGCUCUUCUCUGAUGGAGCGAGAGCGUCGCAGCUUCCUGCUUUACUCACACUUCUAUGAGCAAAUCCUGCAGCAGGAGACGCAGCUUCUGUACCGGAGAGAACAGGAUUUAAAGAAUCUUGAGGAGUCUCAGUCAAGCAAAUCUCACAAAGAGGUGUCUGUUUUAUGUCGUGGGAUGAUGCUGGAGGUCUCAGCCCUGCAGGCUCGAGUCGCCCACCUCGAAGAAGAGAAGCGUUCUCUAGAAGAACAACUCAGUCUCAAGUUUAAAGAGCGUUACGACCCUUUGGUCCGACAACUCUUUUCCACCUGCGUCCAGCUAAAGGCCAGAGCUGACGAGCGUCACCGGCAGGUGGAGCAGGAUGUGAGUGUGAUGGUGAACCGAAUAAGAGCGGAGGGAGUGGACAGAAUUAUAAAGCUCAAAAAGAAAUACGGCUGCACCAAAGACAACGAUGGACUCGCUCUCACACAGUUACAGAAGGAAGAAGUCCAUGAGUUGAACCUGGAGAACAGCCGGCUGACUGCCCUGCUCUGUAAACUGAAGGCUCUAAGUCGAUGGAGGCAGGUGGUCGACCAGGAGAAGCUUCACCGGCAGCUGCUUCAGGCUCAGCAGAGGGAGAUUAUCAGUCGCACCGAGGCCCUCAGAGUGAAGAUGGUAGCAGAGGAGGAGGUGGUUUUCCUGCAGGAGGAGCUGGACGCAGCCCGGCAGGUGCUGACCUGCUGCCAGGCCGAGCGCAGCCGCACCAAGAAGCUGCUCAGCAGGAAGACGGAGGAGCUCCAGGUGGCCAGGCAUCAGUCUGCACAGGAGGCCCGCAGCAGGCAGGAGCUGGACAGUUACCGAGUGCAGAGCCUGGAACAAAUGAGAGCUGACGUGGAGGACAGAGACAGACAGCUCAGGGCGCUCAGCGAGCAGCUGGACAGAGGCAGCAGGAUGAACCAGUUACAGAGGCAACGCAGUGCCAAAGAGAUCAGACAGGUGAGGAGCCAGCUACAUCAGGAGCGCUGCCUCAAACAAGAAGCCUUUCAGCAAGUGGACAAGCUCAAAAACCAGGUGAACGACAGGGAAGCAACUUUCUCCAGGUGCACCUCGACAACAGGGCAAAGCAGGACUUGUUACAUGCUGUCAGUCAGCAGAUUGAGCACUCGAAGUCCCUCAGCAGGUCUACACGGGGCCGGUCAGCAACAGUCCACCCUGCAGCUUGGCAGCCUCACAAACCACACUGCCCUUCAGGAUUUUGUUACAGAGCCAAGACACCAGAGAUCAGAAGCCGCCAGGAGUCAUUCAAACACGAGGACACACAGACCCAGAGCUGAUCCGUCUCGUGUGCGUGUCAUGACUGCAGAGACGCUGUUACCAAAGCUGUGAGAUGCAGUAAAUUACCCCCGAGUACUUUGUGGUUUCUGAGCUGACUGUUAAAUGCUGAUUUACUGUUUGACUCGCAGCUGUGUGUGAGCAAAGUCUAAUUUAU